Psilocybe cubensis is the source of this 753-nucleotide messenger RNA. RefSeq lists its product as uncharacterized. The transcript is spliced from 3 exons. Gene Ontology annotation, molecular function: sequence-specific DNA binding; DNA-binding transcription factor activity. NCBI's taxonomy places the organism in Eukaryota, Fungi, Basidiomycota, Agaricomycetes, Agaricales, Agrocybaceae. The record is from RefSeq and is a predicted model, not a curated record. Gene Ontology annotation, biological process: regulation of DNA-templated transcription. Bases 1 to 753 code for a protein of 250 amino acids.
AUGAAGCAAACACAGUGUUCAGAUACUUCUCGGAGCCAAGAUGGCCUUAGGAUUUUCCAUUCACAAGACUCAAAACCAACAGAGGAGCAGAUCAAACGGUGGUGCCAAGAAAUGGAGAGAUACGUGAAUUUCAAUGACGAGUCCGAGCAUGAGGCAACAGAGCAGAAAGAGGGGGAUUACCAGGAAUCUCGGCUGCCUGGCGACUCUUGGUUUGCUUCGGGCACACUAAGCGGCGGCGAGAACACGAGCGGUGGGCCUGCUGCCCUGCAGCCUUUCCCCUUACUUCGGAGGAGUCCCGCGGUUGGCCGUCGUAGACGGACAGCUGCUGGUAGUACGGCAGCAAAGCGUGUUUCGGGCGGGACAGGGAGGCUAAGCCGUGAAGAAGAAGAUUCAUUGCCGUCGCAGGAGGACACGGAGAACAUCAUUCGUGACAUUCUCAACAUCCCCCGCGAUGUUGCAAUUGAAGAUGCGUGGCCCGUGGAUGUCACUCCAUGGGUUCGAUACAAAGAAAUAGACACCCUGAUGCUUGUUCUCUGCUGCUCAGAGAGUAAUGGAGCAACAGUACAGGAAAUAAUAAACUUCUUGGUAAAGAGGUAUCCGGUGCUGGCAAAUACACGGACUUCUAAUUCUGGAUGGUGUGGAACACUUCGUGGGUACCUCACCCAUCUGCCUCAAUUCAGGCGAAUUGAGCGUGAUGGGAAGAAGGGAGACUAUUGGGUCCUUGACGUGACCAAGAUCCAUGGACACAGGUGA